CUGAAAAGGAGGAAGAUGAUAAGGCCUGAGGAUUGGAGACUUUACUGGCACCGUCUUCUCUUGCUAACGUGAUAAACACAUUGUUGUUAUUUUAUUACCGAGUUUUUCGUAUUUCUCUGACGGCGGUGUUUAGUUCUGUCAGUUUAUUUAGUAUUUUAACCAUACGAUGACGAGCCUGUGGGGCUUUUCAGCCACUGAAGUCACCCCAUUACUGUGCAACUGAGCCCAUACCGAAGGUGUUGCUGUGUGAAGGAUGCUCAAGCCAUGUCUGAUGUUGAGGUCACCUACGCAGACUUCAUCGCCUCUGGGCGGACCGGACGUCGGAACGCCCUGUAUGACAUACUGCAGAGUCCCACGGACCCCGAGGGCCGAGAGCUCCCCCUCACCCUGUCCCUGUCCCAGCUGCACAUCAAUGCGGGAGGGGGAGACGCCAACGACGCAGACGACAACCAAAGUUCGUCCUCCUCGGCUCAAAGAGAGGCGCAGCAAAGGAACAGCUAACCUGCCGCAACCGCUCCCAGAUGCAUGCAUCCCAGCUGCUCGUAUGGGCCUGCAACCCCGCCGCCGCCGCCCCCUCACACCUAGCGGGUGGCCCGAGGCUCGAGGAGCGCCCGUACCUGUCCAUCAUCACCACUCCCGCUGAGGUGACUCAUGAAGCAGCCAGUCACUCCAAAACCUAAAAACGAUGAGCUGGAACACGCACUUUAUACUCCCAAAUGAAAUGACGACAAAAAUAUAUCAUAUAUCAUAUUAUUAGAGAUCAUUUUGUGCCAGACUGGGGAAAAAAAGGGAGCCGGUUUAGGAGCCGUGAAAGCAAUUUGUGAGAUCGCUGAGACGUGCUAAUGUAAAGGAUGGAAGCCAGGCUAGCAUGUGUGUAGCGGCGGCAGCGCUGAUAGGGAUUAUAUUGCCGGUUAAUGGCGUGUGCUUCCUACAAAAUUGACAAUACAAGAUGAGAAAAUGGGUCUGCGGGUCGAGUGGUUAGCGCGAGACCUCACAGCUAGGAGACCAGGGUUCGAUUCCCGCCCUAGGCCGUCUCUGUGUGGAGUUUGCAUGUUCUCCCCGUGCAUGCGUGGGUUUUUUCUCCGGGUACUCCGGUUUCCUCCCACAUUCCAAAAACAUGCUAGGUUAAUUAGCGACUCCAAAUUGUCCAUAGGUAUGAAUGUGAGUGUGAAUGGUUGUUUGUCUAUAUGUGCCCUGUAAUUUUAAUUUUAAUUUUAAUUUUAAUUUUAAUUUUAAUUUUAAUUUUAAUUUUAAUUUUAAUUUUAAUUUUAAUUUUAAUUUUAAUUUUAAUUUUAAUUUUAAUUUUUAAUUUUUAAUUUUUAAUUUUAAAGCUGCCGAGCGUCAUUCGUUGCCAGAAGGUCACGGGAGGGCGGAGGAUGGAACCAGCAACCUACAAGGUUGGGAGACGACCGCUCAGUUUUGUAAAAAACAGUGUAAAAGUGACUAUAGGGGUGUUAUAUAAUGUCUGGAGGGCUCUAAUCAUGUUAAAAGCAUAUAUCGUUAAGGUGGUUAACAGGUGUUUUUUUAUGUCAUAUGUCUUAUUUUCUGUUAUUAUGUCUACUGUAGUGUAUAAUGAGGGUAUGGUGGUGACUAUAGGGUUGCUAUUUCAUGUCUAGAGGGCUCUAAUCAGGGUAAAAAGGACAUAUAGAAGGUGGUAAUCAUGUUAUGUUCUCUUAUUAUGUCUACUAUAUUGGUUAAUAGCGGUGUAAAAGUGACUAUAGGGGUGUUAUAUCAUGUCUGGAGGGCUCUAAUCAUAUUAAAAGCAUAUAUCGUUAAGGUGGUUAACAGUUUUUUUAAUGUCAUAUGUCUUAUUUUCUGUUAUUAUGUCUAUUACAGUGUGUAAUGAGGGUAUCGCGGUGACUAUAGGGGUGCUAUUUCGUGUUUAGAGGGCUCUAAGCAUAGUUAAAAGCAUAUAUCAAAGGUGGUAAACAGGUUUUUUUAUAUAUAUUUUGGGCAUAUUUUGGUCUUUAAGCUGGCGUUAAAGGGGCGAGUGAUGGGGAGGGUUCUGGACGUGUGUCGAAAUGUGCAUCAAAAAUGGCCGUAUGACUUAGUGAUUGUUUUGCGGGGAUCUCCUGUACAUGUAUGAGUUCCUAUAAAUACUUAUUGAGGACCAGGUUUUUGUCCUGCUAAAUGGGGUUCAGACAGUAGUUUUGCCAAAUAUCCAUGUACCUCUUCCUAUGUUGUAGAUCAUGAUGCAGUACGGUGCGGAGCGUCCAGUUACGUAUGCUAUCAUGCUAUCAUGUUUGUGUGAGCAUGUCCACUGAAGGACAUACAAAGAACAUUCCCGAUAUGAUGAGUAAUACCCGCAUAUCCAUGCAUGAAGGAACAUCCUUGCACGUAUUCCUCCUUCUGCAAUCAGGUUUUUCCCCCCAUUUGUACACGACCACCACGUGACCGUAGUGACAACACUGUGUUGUUUAUAAAUCGGCCUGUAGGAAUGUGAGGAGCAUGAGUUGAGUAGAUGUAUAACUGUACGUAUCGUCUGUGACCUAUUUUCUACUCGCCCUGUUCCAAGUCAAAUAAAUGGCUGUU
Doryrhamphus excisus (bluestripe pipefish) is the source of this 2532-nucleotide messenger RNA. It is a transcript of the gene pkia, whose product is annotated as cAMP-dependent protein kinase inhibitor alpha. Gene Ontology annotation, biological process: negative regulation of protein kinase activity. The record is from RefSeq and is a predicted model, not a curated record. Gene Ontology annotation, molecular function: cAMP-dependent protein kinase inhibitor activity. NCBI's taxonomy places the organism in Eukaryota, Metazoa, Chordata, Actinopteri, Syngnathiformes, Syngnathidae.